UCGAACUCCGAACCUCUCGCUUACAAAGCGAGCGCUCUUACCACUACCGCAUUGACGUAAAAACAAAACACUACCGCAUUGACGUAAAAACAACUUGACGUAAAAACAAAAAAAGUGGUCGCACGAAAAGGCACAAAGUCAAACGAGUAAAAAUCGAGAGUCAAUUACUGUUAUUGCAUGUGUGAAUGCACAGGGCAAGUUCAUUCUAUCCCAGAUUAUAGUGAAGAGAAAGACAUCCGGGUCUUUAUUGGGUUUUAACACUGAGUUCACGCCUCCGGGAACAAAUUGGAGCUGGUCCAAUUAGUGGUUGGACUAAACAGAGCCUAGCAAAACUUUGUUUUACCAAGACACUUUUAGAAAACGUUGGUCCAUAACGUCCUCAGUUAUUUUGUUUUUGUUUUUGUUAUUUAGGUGCUCUAUGAAGACCUAACGGUCUUGUCACAGAGCACCGUGGAAGUGCAUUUAACCAGGAAGUUCACGCUUUCUUCCUUACCGCGACGUGAAAAUAUGUCCAGAGCUCGUUUCGAACCUCGAUUUCCUGCUUAUAAAGCAAGCGCUCUAACCACUGUGCCACGGCCGCACAAUUUCAUUCUUGAUGGACACAAUUCUAACAACUUUAUUGAGCUAAUUGAUAUUGCUAUUCAGAACCAGAUACAUAUUGUUGAAAUGCCUUCACACACAUCAAACUGGCUUCAACCAUGCGACCGCACCUUAUUCAAGCCACUGAAGGAUUAUUAUCGCUUUACAGCACAAGAUCUGAUGGGUCAGUUUCGAGGAAUUAUUACUUUUUGUUCAAAUUUUGCAGGGAUAUUUGCUUGGGAAAAAGCAACAACUUCUAGCAACAUUACAUCUGGGUUCAAGUCGUGUGGAAUUAAUUCAUUUAAUCCUCAGGCUAUUCCUAGUGAUGCAUAUUUACCAAACUAUCUACACAUAGCUGAGGAUAUAUCAGUUAAUACAACUGAAAACAAUUGUUCUUUGACGUUGAUGCUUCUAUAGAUGCUGGAAAAGUUGCUAAUUAUCUAGAACAAUUACAAAAUGGCACUGAAGAAGACAACGCAAUUGUUGUUCGUAAUAAUCAACUUUUAUAUUUAGUCAAUCCAGUUGAAGAAAAAAAUGUUGACUGCAUUGUGAAUAGUUUUACCAAUCUUACUAAGCAAAAAAAAAAAGAAAUCUUAGAACCAUCAAACGAUGGAAAGAUAUUGGCUAAGAAAGAAAAAAUUAGAAAAUCGUGCCAACAAGUCUAUAACAACAACAAAAAAGAAGUUCAUUUUAUUAUCACCUGAAUAGCAACCAUUGGUUGAUCCCGAGAGCAAUACUGACUAAUAUGUACUAAAUAUUUGGCAAUAUUUUUUA
This is a messenger RNA of Hydra vulgaris (swiftwater hydra), 1353 nucleotides long. NCBI's taxonomy places the organism in Eukaryota, Metazoa, Cnidaria, Hydrozoa, Anthoathecata, Hydridae. The record is from RefSeq and is a predicted model, not a curated record.